Oppiella nova is the source of this 990-nucleotide messenger RNA. The record is from the annotation of a GenBank genome assembly. NCBI's taxonomy places the organism in Eukaryota, Metazoa, Arthropoda, Arachnida, Sarcoptiformes, Oppiidae.
UCAACUCAUAUUUGGUGUCGUUUUUGGGUGUAUUUGUCACUCAUUUUGAGUCUAUUUUAUCGUGUUUUUGGUGACAAUAUUGUGGUGAAUCUGAUCCUACGGGUGAUGUCCAGACGUGUGGCAGUAGUGACCGGCGCUAACAAAGGCAUCGGCUUUGCUAUCGUGAAGAACCUCUGCGGCCAUCCCUUCAAUGGGGACGUUAUCCUCGCCUCCAGAGACGAGUCCAGAGGUUUGGCAGCCGUUAAGGCUCUGAAUGGGUUGGGAUUUAAGCCGAUAUACCAUCAGUUGGACAUCGAUGACAACGAGUCCAUCAAUACGUUGAAGCAAUACCUGAUGGAUAAUUACCAGGGAUUGGAUGUGUUGGUCAACAACGCGGCCAUCGCUUACAAGACUGACUCUACGGCUCCCGUCGAAGAACAGGCGGACAAUACGCUGAAGACUAACUUCUUCUCCACCCGUAAUGUCUGUCAGAAGUUGUUUCCGAUUCUCAGAUCACACGCCCGAGUGGUGAACGUGUCCUCUUCGGCAGGAAUGCUGAGGAAUGUCAGAGACGAAUCUCUUAGGAAGAGGUUUUCUGAUCCCAAUCUGACGGACAAACAAUUACUGGAUUUAGUGAACGAAUACCUGAAUGAUGUCCACAGCGGCCAACACGUGCGGAAGGGGUGGCCCAACAGUACGUACAGCGCGUCCAAGAUCUCCCUCUCGGCCCUCACUUUCAUCCAACAGCGAGAACUCGAUGCGGACCCGACUCGUGAAGACAUUGUGGUGAAUGCCGUCCAUCCGGGAUAUGUGGACACAGAUAUGACGAGCCAUAAGGGGCGGCUCACUAUAGAGGCGGGAGCUGACGCGCCCUCCUAUUUGGCUCUAUUGCCCCACAACUGCAACGAACCCAAAGGCGCUAUGGUUUGGACGGACAGACAGAUUGUCGACUGGACUUCCGCUUGAAUUGCAAUAAUGUAUUGAUUAUGUUUUGCAUAGUUUUUCAUAAAA